CCCCAGCGCUCCGCAGGCCGUUGCUAUGGCUCGGGGCCCGAGGCAGCGCGGGGGCCAGGCAUGGAGGAAGAGGACACGAGAGAUUACAGUGAACCUUGUGUACAGUGUUCUGUUGUAAACUGGGGUCUUACUGAUGAAGGCAGAUUUUAUUGCAAGUCUUGUCACAAUGUCAUAGAGAGGACUAAAGAGGUUUUAACUUCUGAUGUUGUUCCUAACACAAAGAUUCAGUCCAUCUCCAGAGGAUUUAGAAAGAGAAAAAAAAUUGAUAAAGGCUGGGAAUGGUAUGUUUGUGAAGGUUUUCAGUACAUACUCAAGAAGCAAGCUGAAGCUCUGCAAACUUUAGGAGUGUGUCCACAGAUGAAGGAUGAAAUUCUAUGCAAUUUUUGGAGACUUUACCUUCAGAAGAGCAGCCAGGCAUAUUGCACCACACCAGCUAGUUAUACUAGCAAAGCAUUAUCCAUAUCUGACGUCAGUACAGAUGUGGAGAGUGAACCAGAGAGAAUAAGUAUUCAUGGCUUGUCACCUUUCUCUGAAAGUGAUGGAGAUUUACAGACAGAAAGCAGCUUUGGACAUGUUUCUUCCAUUGGCAAAGCCUCAGCAAGAGAAACCUCAUCUGUCUGCUCCGGAUCAGUAGAUGGUGAUUCGUAUUUACUUAAGAGGAAAAAAGGGAACUUGAGGAUGUCUAUGCCAAUGACACUUUCAUUCUGCUAUAUUGCACUACUCUGGCUGAGAGAACCAGUGACAUUAUCAGAUCUCUUAAGGUUUGUUACAGAAGGUCACAUUCCUUACUUGAAUGCUUUUCAGUGUUUUCCAGAAGAGAUGAAAUUGUAUGGAGCUGAUCUCAAGAUCUUUCGUGUAGAGUCUUGGCCUGUAUAUGAAGAUGUGCAUAACAAGAUGUCUGAACUUUCAGCGUUUUUAGAUUUGCCUUGUUUUCCAGCUAUAACUGAUAGUUGCUUUCUUCAUCCAAACAUCUUGUGCAUUAAAUAUCUGAUGGAAGCCAACUUACCUGAUGAAUUGCACAAUUGGACUUGCAGAGUGGUAAAAAAGAUCAAUGUUGGAGAAACAGACUUUCUGACACUUGAUCCUGUGAAUAAAUCAGCAAGGAAAGUAAAAUAUGAUGUUCUUGCUGCAGCCAUCAUUAUAGUGGUGCUCAAAUUACUAUUUUUACUAGAUGAUCAGUAUGAAUGGUUACAUGCAAACUUUGCUGGAAAAAGAAAUCAGAAGAACAAAGAAGGCUGCCUGUGGUUUGAUUUCAAAAAGUGGUACAAGGUUAUAAAGAAGUCUGUGGAUGUGGAACAGAAGAAAUUAGAUGAAGAAAGAGCCAGGUGUCUGUGGAAAUGUGAAAAACCACUAUUCUACUCAUCCAAGGAAAAAUCUGUAGUUCUUAAGAAAAGACAAAUGGUAGUGAACUUACAAAGACAGUUUGGCACACUGUCUGGUUCAAUGCAAGUUGCUGAAAAGCAAAGCCCUUCAAGUUUCCAGUUAAAUUGGGCUGAAGAAAACACAGAUAGUAAUUGUUUUCAUGGGCAUAUCCUAGAGGGAAUUUUGCAAGAAAAAGGCAAUUCACUUACAGCCAUGAACACCAAGUAUUGGCUGUGUUCAGUUAAACUAUGUAAUGAGAAGAUAUGUGGGCAACUGACACACUAUAAAGAAUCAGACUUUCCCCAGAGCUACCAGUUUGUGUUAAACCUGUUCUCCUUCCUCCUAAGGGUACCAGCCUCUCUCAUCCAUGAAGAGGUGUGUUUAAUAGAACACAAACUGUUUAAAACAAAACGCCACAGAAAGUAACACAAAACAAAACAUUCAUGUCCAAGAAAAUGGCAAGUCCUAAAGAUCACAGAGCUACCAGAUGGUAAAUGAAAACGUUAAGAACUAUGGCCCCAGUCCUGCAACUGGAUCCAUGCAUACAAACCCUUACACCUGCACAAAGCUCCACUGAUCUCAGCGUGAUGCUGUAUGGGUGGAUCUGCCAUUGCCGGUCUCACUGCCAAUUCAUGGUUUCUGUGUAUCUACGUUACAAAGAAAAAUGGGAAACUACAUAAGGGAAGAGUUACUGAAGCAACUGCUUACUAAAGUUUACAUCCACUUGUAUUAAAGGUAAUGGAAAGUUUAUUAUAAGUUUAUUAUAGUAGUUUUUUGUCAUACAUACUUGUGUGUGUCUUGAGUGCAAAAAUGCAGCAAAUAGUUCUCUAGAUUAUAUUAAUUGUUCAUUUUACUGAAGGGUUUGCAUUUCAAAGUAAUCUGUAUCUUGUUGGGGGUUUUUUAACUUGUACGAGAGCAAAUGUUACCUAUUUCUAAAAAGAACUAUUUGCUUACAUUUGAAAUAAAUAAACUGCUAAAGAACAACUGGGGAAAAGAGGUGUUUAACACAAGGUUUUAUUGUGGUGAUCUGACAUUUGGGUUGCAACUCACUAUUCUGAAACAUCAGACUGAUUGGAAGGAACCUUACAAUUUUCUCUCUUGGCCUCUUUACACUUCUUCUUUUCCUAUUCUCCUCCUCACCCUUUGUUAUGCCAAAGCUUCUUACCUAGCUAUUAUUUUAUAUCCUUCUCCCACUCCAGCCUCGUGGUUUCUUCUGUGCUUCCCCUUUAACACUUGGAACUCCUGCCUCCCUUUCCUGGGUUCCACGUGCUGGGUUUCUCUCCAUCUUUCUUCUGCAAGGCUUACUGACAGUGAUCAUAAUUAAAUUAUUCCACUUGUCACCUGAUCACGUGUUGAGCCUCAGCCAUCUAAUAGGUGUCCAAGUCCUAGCUUUAUUCUUCAUGCACUGAGUAGGUUUCUCAACUACACCAGCCAGAACAGACAAGGUGGAGAGAAAGCUGGAUGCCAACACCCCAUCAUAGCUAGGGCCCAACCAAAUUCAUGGUCCAUUUUGGUCAAUUUCACAAUCGUAGGAUUUUAAAAACUGUAAAUGUCAUGGUGUUGUAAGGGUCCUGACACAAACAGGAGUUGUGGGAGUUUCGCAAGGUUAUUGUAGGGGAGGCAUUGCAGUACCGCUACCUUUACUUCUGCGCUGCUGCUGGCGGUGACG
Molecule: messenger RNA, 3031 nt
Organism: Chelonoidis abingdonii (Abingdon island giant tortoise)
Lineage: Eukaryota; Metazoa; Chordata; Testudines; Testudinidae
Gene: TAF1B
Product: TATA-box binding protein associated factor, RNA polymerase I subunit B
Biological process (GO): nucleolar large rRNA transcription by RNA polymerase I; RNA polymerase I preinitiation complex assembly
Cellular component (GO): RNA polymerase transcription factor SL1 complex; RNA polymerase I core factor complex
Molecular function (GO): RNA polymerase I core promoter sequence-specific DNA binding
Source: RefSeq, a predicted model, not a curated record